AUGUCGUUUCUGUCCAGCAAUCCUCGUCUUACACAGAACGAAGGCCUAGCGCCUGCUUACAAUUCACAAUCCGAGCAACCAUUCGCAAAACCACCCGUGGCCAUCGAGUCCUACAUACAGGACUUAAUCGAACAGCGCUAUCAAGAACAGCCUGAAGCUUCCGUAGUAUGUGCUUGGGAUGGCGAUUUUACGUAUCGGCAACUCAAUAACUUGGCUCGCUCGCUCGUUGCGUUGCUGUCUGCUCAGGGUGUGGCACCCGAGGUUUUCGUGCCUAUCUACUUCGAGAAAUCCCGGUGGACAGUGAUUGCGAUCCUGGGCAUCUUGCACGCCUGA
Molecule: messenger RNA, 333 nt
Organism: Aspergillus eucalypticola CBS 122712
Lineage: Eukaryota; Fungi; Ascomycota; Eurotiomycetes; Eurotiales; Aspergillaceae
Exons: 1
Coding region: 1-333 (110 amino acids)
Biological process (GO): secondary metabolite biosynthetic process; amino acid activation for nonribosomal peptide biosynthetic process
Cellular component (GO): cytoplasm
Molecular function (GO): phosphopantetheine binding
Source: RefSeq, a predicted model, not a curated record